Anneissia japonica is the source of this 900-nucleotide messenger RNA. RefSeq lists its product as uncharacterized. The transcript is spliced from 2 exons. The record is from RefSeq and is a predicted model, not a curated record. NCBI's taxonomy places the organism in Eukaryota, Metazoa, Echinodermata, Crinoidea, Comatulida, Comatulidae. Bases 1 to 900 code for a protein of 299 amino acids.
AUGGGCUUAGAACAGCAUGGUUACAGAAAAAACAUGUCUACCACCGACCUGAUAUUCAGCAUACGAUCCUUGGUGGAAAAAUCAUGGGAGUUCAACAAACCAGCUUAUUUCACUUUCAUUGAUUUAAGCAAAGCUUUUGAAUCCAUACCUAGGGAAAUGCUGUGGAGAUUUAUGGAAGAAGAGUAUGGUAUUACUGGUCGUCUAGGAAGAGCUCUGAAAAGUAUGUACAACCCAUGCCUCUGCAAAGUCAGGACAGGUUUUGAAAACAAGAAAUGUUUCAAUAUAGAAACCGGUGUGAAACAGGGAAGCGUAGUAUCCCCAAUAUUAUUUAUUGCAUAUAUGGACAGCGUCAUUAGAAAUUUUAAAAUGAAACACAAUCCACCUAUCACAAGUCUCAUCAUGGCCUAUGCAGAUGACAUCUCGUACUACACAGACGAAAGAGAAGAUCUCGAGAGAGCAAUACAUCAUUGGAAUGAAUGUUUUAAAAGAGCAGGACAAACAUGUACCUCAGAAGACCAAGCAGAUCAUUUUGAUGCAGUCCUGUCACCUACCUUGAUGUAUGGUACAGAAGCAUGGGCAAUAACAACAACUGACUGGAGUUGGAUACAAGCCUCAGAAAUGAGACCCCUCAGGAUUAUUACCAAUAAGACCAGACUGGACAAAAUUAAAAAUGAGGAGAUCCGAAGGCAGGUUGGUAUGACGCCCAUUCGCAAUAAAAUUGAAGCAGCUCAGUUAAGAUGGCUUGGUCAUUUAGAGAGAAUGGACGAUAAUAGAGUAGCUAAGAGAUGCUGGAACUGGACACCGUGUGGGAAAAAACCAAGAGGACGACCGAGGAAACGAUGGAUAGACACAAUUAAAGAGACUUUAAAUAGGAAUAACAUGCCAACUUCCAAGAAUUAA